Messenger RNA from Pungitius pungitius (ninespine stickleback), 6996 nucleotides. Its product is annotated as focal adhesion kinase 1-like. Lineage: Eukaryota; Metazoa; Chordata; Actinopteri; Perciformes; Gasterosteidae. The record is from RefSeq and is a predicted model, not a curated record. Gene Ontology annotation, biological process: signal complex assembly; protein phosphorylation. The coding region runs from base 252 to 4409 and encodes 1385 amino acids. Gene Ontology annotation, cellular component: focal adhesion; cytoskeleton. Gene Ontology annotation, molecular function: ATP binding; protein tyrosine kinase activity. The transcript is spliced from 37 exons.
CUACCGGGAACGGCGCUGUUGAGGACAAAAACAGACAGGGAGAAGGGAUCAUAACGGAGGGAUAGAGUCACAGAGCCGGUAUCAACUGGGCUCAUUCACAGCCCAAACGAGAACUACACUGUCUGGAGAAGGUGGCUGGCCACGGGGAGUAGGUGCGGCCGGGCUCCGGGGCUACAGCGAAUAUUUCCAGAAUAACAUACUACGGUGAAUAUGGUGGCCAGUUAGCCCCCGCAGGAGGAUCUGAAUCAGGCAUGGCGUUGUCUUCCUUCUUGGAACCCAACCUCAAUCACUCCACAGCCGGUGGUUGUGGGGUUAAAUCCCGUGCUGGGAUUCCUGGGGGUACCGGUGUUGGUACCAGUGGCUCUGCUGCUGGCCUUGAGCGACCCUCCGGCUCCAUGGACCGGGUUCUAAAGAUCUUCCAUUACUUUGAGACCAAUAGCGAACCAUGCACAUGGGCUAGUAAUAUCAGGCACGGAGAUGCUACAGAUGUCAGGGGUGUCAUCCAGAAGAUAGCGGAGAUCCACAAAUUGCGCUGCAUGUCCUCUCUGGGCCUCCGUCUGACCCAUCUGCACUCUGAUGCACUCCAUUGGUUACACCCUGAUCUUGGUGUGUGUCAUGUCCGAGAAAAAUAUGAGAGACAGCACCCUCAGGAUGAGUGGAGGUACGAGUUGCGGAUGCGGUACCUUCCUAAAGGUUACCUCAGCCAUUUCUCUGAGGACAAACCCUCUCUUAACUACCUCUAUCACCAGGUAAAAAGUGACUACAUGCAACACAUAGCUGACCAGGUGGAUCAAGAAGUUGCUCUGAAACUGGGCUGUUUGGAAAUUAGGAGGUUCUUCAGAGAAAUGCCAGGCAACGCCCUUGAUAAGAAAUCCAAUUAUGAACUUUUAGAGAAAGACGUGGGUCUGAGAAGGUUCUUCCCGAAAAGCCUGCUGGACUCUCUCAAGGCGAAGACUCUCCGGAAGCAGAUCCAGCAAACCUUUAAGCAGUUUGCUAACCUCAACGAUGAGCAGAGCAUCCACAAAUUCUUUGACAUACUGUCUCCCAUCUACCACUUUGACAAAGAGUGCUUCAAAUGUGCUUUGGGGUCUAGUUGGAUCAUAUCAGUGGAGUUAGCUAUUGGACCAGAAGAAGGAAUCAGCUACCUCACCGAUAAGGGCUCAAUGCCUACACACUUAGCUAACUUUAACCAGGUUCAGUCCAUCCAGUACUCUGCUUUGGAAGAGAAGGACAGGAAAGGCAUGUUGCAGCUCAACGUAGCAGGAGCUCCAGAGCCCCUCACAGUCACCACGGCAUUGCUGACCACGGCAGAAAACAUGGCUGACUUGAUUGACGGCUACUGUCGACUCGUCUCCUCGGCUACUCACUCCUUCAUUGUCAGAGUCCACAAAGAGGGGGACAGAGCUCUGCCGUCCAUCCCCAAAGUAUCAAAUCAUGAGAGGAGGAUGGAAAAACGGAUGGAAGGAGUAAGGACCAGAGCUGUUUGUGUCUCAGGUCACACUAGUGGCGAUGAAACGGACGACUAUGCUGAGAUCAUAGAUGAGGAGGACACCUAUACGAUGCCUUCAAAAUACUAUGGACUAGACCAAGCACGCGACUAUGAAAUUCUGCGAGAAUGCAUUGAAUUGGGACGCUGCAUAGGUGAGGGUCAGUUUGGAGACGUCCACCAAGGAGUCUACAUCAGCCCGGAGAACCCUGCCCUGUCCGUGGCAGUGAAGACGUGUAAGAAUUCGACGUCGGACAGUGUCAGGGAAAAGUUUCUCCAAGAAGCAUUAACCAUGCGUCAGUUUGACCACCCCCACAUUGUGAAGCUGAUGGGCGUCAUCCCGGAUAAUCCAGUCUGGAUCAUCAUGGAGCUCUGCACGCUGGGAGAGUUAAGGUCAUUUCUCCAGGUGAGGAAGUACAGUCUAGACCUGGCCACUCUCAUCUUGUACUCGUAUCAGCUCAGCACAGCACUGGCAUAUCUGGAGAGCAAGCGCUUUGUGCACAGGGACAUCGCCGCGCGGAACGUGUUGGUGUCUACAGUUGACUGUGUAAAACUUGGGGACUUUGGUUUGUCUCGAUAUAUGGAAGAUAGCUCGUAUUAUAAGGCAUCUAAAGGUAAACUGCCCAUUAAAUGGAUGGCUCCAGAAUCCAUUAACUUCAGGCGGUUUACCACAGCCAGCGACGUCUGGAUGUUUGGUGUCUGCAUGUGGGAAAUCCUAAUGUUCGGUAUCAAGCCUUUCCAGGGUGUGAAGAACAAUGACGUCAUCGGCAGGAUAGAGAAUGGCGAGCGACUAGCGAUGCCCCCUCAGUGCCCUCCUACUCUCUACAGCUUGAUGACAAAGUGUUGGUCGUAUGAUCCAAGCAAGAGGCCACGCUUCACCGAACUGAAAACACAACUGAGCACGAUUUUAGAGGAGGAGAAGCUGCAGCAGAAGGAAAGGAGCAGGAUGGAGAUGAGGAGACAGGUCACUGUUUCAUGGGACUCUGGAGGGUCUGAUGAUGCACCACCAAAGCCCAGCCGUCGUCCCUCACUGCAGCCAGCAUCCAGUCUGUCUGCUCCUUUGCCCCACUACCAUUGCCAUCCAAACCAGUGCUUUGCCUCACAGCUCUCCCUCUGCUUUAGAAACCCUCAUCCUUCGUCUCCCUUCACCUCUUCCCACCCGCCCAAUCCUCCAAUCUACUCAUCAGCUCUGCUAUUUCCUCACCACAUUUCCUCUCCUCACAAUCCUCAGACUCAUUCGCCUCUUUUUCAAAAGCUCUUUUUGCACAAUAGCUCUUUCUCUGAGGGUAGCACUAAGUUCCAGUCUGAAUCCGAAGCCAGCUUGUCCCUACACUCACAGACCAACUUCUACCCAGCACCUCACAGCGGUUUAGAGAGACUGUCAAAUGGCAGCUGCCCCCACGAGACAAAUCCCCCUGCUGAGUGCCACCUGCUCUGUUCAUCCCAGCCGAAGUCAAACAGCUCACACUCCCAGUCCUGGCGCUUCUCCCCAAUCCUCACCCAGUCUAGCCCUGACCAUAACUCUCUUCUCCACAGCGUGUCAAAAAUUUGUCCCCACACCCUCCAAAACACCCUGCCCAAGUCAAACUCUAAUCUUAAAAGCCUGCUGUUGCGCAAUUUUCACAGUGGCUGCCGAGCUAACCCCAGCACCCCGGCACAACCCGACUCUGACCCCCAGCACCAACACCCUGCUGUGCAGUCCUGUGGGAGGCCCCCGCUGGUCCCUCCUGCCCCCCCCUCGCUCCCCUCUGCCUGCACUCUGCCCUCCGCUCACCACCGUCCACCGGGUGGAAUGCCAAGCCUCCCUGUAAAUGGCAAUGCACCUUUCCCCGUCACUUGCUCCGAAAGACUCAUGUCUAGAUCUCUGAAGCCUAGUAGACCAGGCUAUCCCAGUCCUCGCUCCAGUGAAGGUUUUUAUCCCAGCCCCCAACAUCCCGGACACUACCAGAUGGCCGGGUACCCCGGCCCUCACACUCUCCCCUCAGUGCCCAGUGCCCUGUACCCCCCGCAGGCCACGAUGCUGGACACACACCACGCGCACACGCACCCCCGCCACCACGUCCACUCGCACGCUCAGCACCUUCCACAUCCCCAUGGGCACGACAUGGCACUGUGGGGCUCUGCGAUGGAGGACAGGGCAGUAGACGUGCAGCAGUUUGUAGGCCAGCAGUGCCUGGUAAUGGAGGAACAGCUGAUGAUACAGCAACAGCAGAUGGAGGAGGACCAGAGGUGGCUGGAGCAGGAGGAGAGGCUUCUGAAACCAGACUCUAGAAGUUCCAGAGGGAGUCUGGACAGAGAAGACGGUGGACUCCAACCACCAACAGGAAACCAGCACAUAUACCAGCCCGUUGGAAAACCAGAGCAUGCAGCUCCUCCAAAGAAGCCACCUCGACCCGCCGCCCAGGGCCAAGUGGGCAGUCUUACUUGUCUAAAUAGCGGUGACGGUUACAACGAGGGAGUCAAGCCCUGGAGGCUGCAGCCCCAAGAGAUAAGCCCGCCCCCCACCGCCAAUCUGGACCGCUCCAACGACAAGGUGUACGAGAAUGUGACAGGAUUGGUCAAAGCUGUGAUUGAGAUGUCGAGCAAGAUUCAACCAGCUCCUCCAGAGGAAUAUGUUCCCAUGGUCAAGGACGUGGGUCUGGCUUUGAGGACGUUAUUGGCCACAGUGGAUGAGACUCUACCACAACUUCCAGCCAGUACACACAGAGAGAUUGAGAUGGCACAGAAACUUCUGAACUCUGACUUGGCAGAGCUUAUUGGGAAGAUGAAGUUAGCCCAACAAUAUGUGAUGACCAGCCUCCAGCAGGACUAUAAGAAGCAGAUGUUGACAGCGGCUCACGCUCUUGCAGUUGAUGCCAAAAACUUGCUGGAUGUCAUCGACCAAUCACGGCUUAAGAUGAUGUCCCAGUCCCGCCCACACUAGUCCAGCGUCAGCUGAGCUGACCAAUCAGAAAAUGCUUUUAUUUGGGAGACAUCACCCCUUUAUUUACUGUUGGUAAUGGAGAAUCAGCACAUGCGAGAGUUAUUGAAGCUGAAUGCUUUACAUCAAAGGAGAAAAACAACAACUCUGAUACUUUGACAACAGCCUGUGAAGAAUUAUUAGAUGUCAUGUCCUUUUGGAGCCACCACUGUGACUUUCGUAAUACAAGAACGGAACAAAAUCACUUCCUGAACCAUGGACCUGGCCGCUUCUCUCUUUGGACUGUAAUAUAAAGAUGAGACUAGCAGAGGCGAAAAGGAAGUGUUGUGAUUUUUUAAAAUAUGAGACAUAUUCCUGGGAUCCCGGCUCUAAAAGGUUAAAAACCCUCCAAACGGAAUACUGUCAUGCAGGUGAAUAAAUCUGGAACUGUCGCCAUCGGGUGGAUUUGUCUUAUCGGAAUAGCACUCUUAAGCGAAGCCAUCAGAGCCUGAUCAGACUGCGUUUUAUCUGUGACAUAUCUGUAUGAAACCUCCUUGGGUAAAUGGACUUAGACGUCAACCAGCAGCCAUCAUCAAUACAUUGCUUGAUAACGUGUGUGUUGUUGUGACUCCCGGAUGUGACCUUAACCUCCACAUCUCUUUGAAACAGCUUUUUCAACAAGGACUUUCACACUAAAGACGGCAUCGGUUCGAACAAACAGCCUUUUCCAUCCCGACCCGUUUUUCCUCCGUCUCAGAAAUUGCAGACUGAGGGAGAGACGGGUGUUGAGACUUGAGGACAGUCUCGCGUCUAGCCUAAAGGAAGCUUCCUUUGCCUUUUUCUUCCACUAUUUCACCCACUGUUCAUUCCUUUAGUUGUCACAUCUUCUCUUUCGUAAAGUCUUCCUCGACUCCUCUCUGAGACAGUUUUAAAGACUCCAAAUGUGAAGAAUCCAACUCUGUCUAGGUGCCCACUGCAGACAAGAAGUUCUCUGCUUAGUUAACCCUUUUAACGGCUAGCUCUAUUUUUUGUGUUGUUUCAGCAGUCACAAUCUUCCUCCUGUUUACUGAACACUUAGAACAAGCAGAUAUUCUAUUCCAGCAUUCACUUUGAUGAGCCAAACAAAAAAGGUGGGGUUUGAGGAUUUACUUAUUAUAACUGGAUAUUUCCUAUUCGUCUGAGAGGAAGAGAAGGACAUCAUGUCUGUGAGGACAGGGUCAGUCUCCUUCCCUUCUCCUCACUGUCCCACUUGUGUCCAGUUGUUCCUAUACAAUACUGUACAAACCUCACAACUGGAACCUCUGUGCUUAGAAUCCCAGUUUUUUUCAGGUGUAACUCUUUUAAAAAUGUCCCUCCAACCAACAGUCCCCAGGGACACACACAUGAAAGGUGGUGUAACAUUACUGCAACUUGUCUUGCUACAGACACAAAACACUGAACUGAAAUGUGUCUGUGUUAUUAGUGACCCCACAUCGAGUACAUACUGCUAUAUGAAGUGUACUGGUGACUGUGCUAGGAUAGCAUGAUAUACAGGUAUGGAGAAGAGCAUAUUUGCACAGCACCAAAAAACUAAAAUCAAACUCUUUUAACCCUGUUUAAUCCAGAUUUGACAGCAUUGAAACUCAAAUAUCUGGGUUUUAUAGGCAUUAAAAGAAAAUGUAAAAGAAACAAUCUAUUUUAUCUCGUCGUUGUGUAAAUCUGCUCAUGUUGGUAUAUUGUAAGCUAUACUGGUGUGAAUCACUGGUGAAUUGUACAGAACUAGUACUGGUUUUUAUUUUGUCUUCUGGGCUAAAUUGGCUAUCUUGUCAAAAUGAGGAGGAAAAAAUGAAAUAAAAAUUAUGACAACUGAUACCAGGCCCACAUUCUUUUUCCCGGAUUGAUUUAUUUAAACGCAUUACCUUACAGGAUUUCUAAUGGCAUUUUUUUAUUUAAUGUUAAUAUCGGCGUGCGAAGGAAAACUCCCAUAUGUGAUCCAUUCUGUAUCUUUUCAUCAUCCACGGGAAGUUAUUCCCCCUGGAAUGUCAUUUAUCUUGUCUUCAAACCUUCAACUUCAAAGGAGUUAAGAUUUAAAUCCAACCAAAAACCCCAAAAAGUUUCCUUGGUUCAACAUGUCCGUUUCGUCGGCAAUAUAUAUUAUUUGGAAUCUUUCAGAGGUGAGACUUAGAAGAUUAGAAUUUAAAAGCUUGGUGAUUGGACAAAGUCAUACAGCUGUAUUUAUUAUGAUAUAUUUAGACUAAGUGGUUUCAGUGUGUAUUUUGUUAACAAAGGAAUGCACCCCGUCCAGACCUGGUACACAUAAAACACACUAUUUGGUGGUUUUCUGUCAAUAAGUCCUAUUCCCUGACACCAAUCCGGAUUCUUAUUGAGACACAUUGGCGAUAUUUAUUCUGUGCAAUAAGGCACCCUCACAACGCAUUCAUGAGACGUCCUUAACAAAAACCAGUCACUGUCUGCAGCCUGUUGACUCGUCUCCUGCCUGUAAGUUAUGAAGGAAACACCUGCAGGCCCAAAUCAUUCCAUGCACACAGACCCACAUUCCCAAUAUACUGACACCUUAAAGCCAGUGACAUUUUGAUGUUUAUUUCAUAUUAAUAAAAUCAAUGGUUUAUUG